AUGCAGCACUGCUGCAAUUUUUGCCUGAAAGGCAAUUUCCAAACUACAGGAGCCGUUGGCAUUCACAUCAGCAGAACUAGAGCCUGUAAGGAACACAUGGACUGGCUGUGCAACCACGAGCAAGCCUCACAAGAGACCACACAAGCCACACCCAACAAUGACCACGAGGUGGACAUUGACGGGGACGUACCUUGGGAGUUUGAUGGCCAGGGGGAUGGCAUACAGGAAGGGCUAAGAUCCGCGAUGCCAGAUCAACAUUGCGGUCUGGAUCCAUGGGCACCAUUUGCAGAUGCAGAGGAAUGGGGACUUGUCAAAUGGUUGGUAUCACGGGUGGGCCAAAACGCAAUAGAUGAGUUCAUGAAACUGCCAAUUAUGAGCUGCCUUAAAAUGUCUUUCACAAGCAAGUACAGUCUGAUGAAGGCAAUAGAUCAGCUUCCCCGUGGCACAGAAUGGCAGUUGAAGAGAAUAAGUAUGUGGGACCUGGUAGAGUGCAUCCGCGAACUCAUGGGAAAUCCAGAGUUCGAUCACAUGGUGUCCUAUGCACCAGAGAGGGUGUUUUCAGAUGCGGAGGGCAAGACCAGGUGGUUUGAUGAGAUGUGGACAGGUGACUGGUGGUGGGAGAUGCAGUUAAGUGCCAGUGGAAGAUUGCCCCAAGGGGCCGUUGUCGCUUCAACUUCACUGUCGCAGUUCCAGGGAGACCAGGAGGUUUGGCCUGUGUACCUGAGCCUCAGAAACAUCUCAAAAAAUGUCCAAUUCCUCAUCACAUACUUACCAAUUUUGAAGCUAGAAUGCUUCAUGCAUGACACGAGGUCUGUUGAAUGUUAUUGGCUCUUCCACUAUUGCAUGUCGCUGGUCCUGGAGCCAUUGGUUAGCAUAGAUCAUCAAGUACGACGCCUGUAUCCUAUUGUGGCAGCGUACAUCGCUGAUUUUCCAGAGCAGUGCCUGGUGGCAUGCUGCAUGGAAAACUGGUGCCUGAAGUGUGUACUGCACAAAGGAGUUUUUAAGGAUCACAUUGUCAGCUGGUGCGCUAAUAUCAUAGGCGAGGAAGAACUUGACACACGGUUCAAGGAGAUGACAUCAUAUUCAGGACUCCGACACUUCAAAAAAGGCAUAUCCAAGUGCAAACAAUGGACGGGGGCAGAUUAUUGCGAGUUGCAGCAUGUCUUUCUUGGUGUGAUUGCUGGCACAGUUGACAACAAAGUUCUGACGGCAGUGUGUGGCAUCUUAGAUUUCAUUUACUAUGCACAGUAUCAGGUAUGUGAACACUUCAAUAUUCCGAAGAUUCACUCGAUGAUCCAUUACAUCAAUGCCAUUCGCUUUCUUGGCACUGCGGACGAGUCCAUCCACAUUCAAGAUGCCUACAUUCGCUGGUGGGUAUCCCAUCACCCCGUCAAUCAAGAGUGGCAAGACUCAGAUGCCAGUCACUCUGAUUCGGAUUUGGAUGGUGCAGGACCUGGACUAUUUGAGAACCAUGUUGACUUACCCUCUCAGGUCCAAUGGUUCACAAUGGUGACAGGUUCCCAUGGCUACUUCAUCCCUAGGAUAUGUCCGUUUCCGAAUUCAACAAUCCAGCGCUUACUUACCGACCACAAUGCAUCCCUUGCUCUUGAAGAAUUCCUUCAGAUACAUGUUCCAAGCUGGUCAUGCCAAAAGCUCACACCGCAAGAUCGGGUGGAUUGUUUGUUCAAAGUUCAUGCAUCACCAGUGAUUCCUGCAUCAGACGUGAGGAGGCCACCAGCACCUGCACACUUCAACAGUGUGUUGGUGAUUGAAGAUGGGAAUGAGUACACCGGUGAAGGUAUAUCCGGUCUGCAAGUGGGUGAAGUACAAGUCGUUUUCAAGCUUCCAUUACAUCUCAGGAAUUUUCCACACCCGCUGGCUUAUAUUCACUACUUCCACCUCAGCAAGUCUUCAUGUCAGCGUGGUCCUAACGCACUGGUGGUACCGGUCCAUCAAGUUCUUCGCCCGUGCCAUCUUAUUCCUCGUGUUGGUCGAGAGUCAGAUGUGUAA
Messenger RNA from Suillus paluster, 2010 nucleotides. RefSeq lists its product as uncharacterized. Bases 1 to 2010 code for a protein of 669 amino acids. The transcript has 13 exons. Lineage: Eukaryota; Fungi; Basidiomycota; Agaricomycetes; Boletales; Suillaceae. The record is from RefSeq and is a predicted model, not a curated record.